UGGCUUAUCUUGGUACCGAGAACCCGAGACCGCUGCCGUUCUCUCUCUCUGGUCUCUAUACCAUCCACCCCAUAAAAUCACGAAUCAAAGACCUAGGGUUACAUCUCCUCCAAGCCCACGGGUUCUCCGAUAGCUCUGUGAUUUUAUCAUUACAUCUGUCCAACAGUAGCCUGACCAGGUCAAGCAGCGUAUCUGUUUGAGUUGUGUGUCAGAAGUUAAAAGUUCAUCUUCUUUGCAACUGUCUUUUGAAAAUGGCUAUGUAUAUUCGUGUAAAGCGCAACAAGACAACCUACUUUGUGCAGUGUGAUCCAACCGAGACAACUCUAAACAUUAAGCAGAAAUUGCAAAAUUUGAUUGAUCAACCAAGCAAUAAUCAGCGUUUAAGCUUGGUAGCAACUAAUGAUAUAUUAGAUGAUUCAAAGACAUUAGCUGAACAGAAGGUGGAGAAUGAUGCUGUUGUGGCAUUGGCUCUCAGAAAAGCAUAUUGGAUGGAAGGACAACACUUAAGCAAAAAUGAGAACAUGGGUUUGUCAAAUGUUUCCUCUUGAAGAGCUCCUGAAUAACAAAGAUGCCCAAGAAAUAGAUCUAGUGCUACAUUGGCUGGAAUACAGUGUGGAAUACCAUCCAGAGAAAUGACUUGUAUGCAUUCUUAAGUUAUAUGGAAGAAACUGCUGUCUAUAAUUCCCUUUGUAUAUGUGUAGCUACCAUUCCUCAUGUGAUCAGGGAAUAUAAUUUACCGACAAAAUAAUUCCCUGAUGGUAAUCUGAAACCAUUGGCCCCACCCUAGAGAUGACCAGUGCUCCAACUUCUUCCCGCAUAGACCCCAUUUCCCUUUUUGGGAGCCCAUGUAAGUCCCAUGAAAGAUGCUAAUAGAAUAAAAGAACCUAAGGAGAGACAAGUUACAUCUAUCAAUAAUUUAGUCAAAGCAACAUUGUUGGGCAUAGUGACAUCUCAACCAGUCUAGUGUCUCAUAGUAGUGAUGACUCAUUACUGGAUUCAGAAGAUGAACUGCCUGCAUUCGUGCACAGGUUACAUCUCGAUGCUUUUUAUGCAUGCAUUUUGCUCUCUGUUGCCUUCAUUUUAGUUUUGAUGCCUAAGAAGAGAAGAGAACAAUUCUCUUCCACGUGUCUUUUUUUCUUUUCUCUAGACAUAUUGGCAAUAAGGACAAGAAAUAACUAAAAUUUUCUUAUUUGAUUCUGUUCAGUUUUAAGAUACGCUAGUUUGCACAUGCUACGAAAAUUGAAGGAAGCUGACAUUAGAUGACAAAUGGCUACUAUAUACUCCCUUCUAUAUUGUUUUAAUGUUCUGGGAGAAUAACUGAAGAUUAUAUGAGGUUGGAAGGCUCCAUCUGAAAAAAUUAGUUGAAGCACAAAUCAUACGAGUUACCCUUGCAUUCAGGAGUUCAUAAACUUUUUUAAUCUUAAUUCUGGUUUCAUUAUUUUAUUUUGAUUCUUUUAUUAGAUAUCUGAAAGUCGGUGUCAUUUGUUACAUUAUUUUUAUUCAUUGUUGGUUUGAAAUGGAGGGAAAAUGGUAUACCAUGGUAUCUAGACACUAUAGGAAAAUGGGCCUUUCCCGGCAUUUUUUUCAGCAUUCACCGACGCUUAUAAGCGUCGGUGAAAACCCGGCCGACGCAACAGGAAGCGUCGCAAAAGCGUCGGCGAUACCUGAGUGGAAAAAUAUUUUGCCGACGCUAAGAAAAAGCGUCGGCAAAAGCCAAGAUUUAUCGACGCUUAGUAAAGCGUCAGUGUAUGCUGUUUUUCCGACGCCAAAAAGCGUCGGCAUAAACUAGAACUUGGGCAUGGUGGAUAGUGGCGGGGUUUUGUCCGACGCUUAACGCAGGUUUUUACCGACGCUUAUUAGCGUCGGUUGUAUAUUUUUACUGACGCUUUCUAGCGUCAGCGAAAGCGUUUCAGCCCGUGCCAGAGUCGUUUUUUAACGACGCUUUAAAGCGUCGGGAGUGGUUUUUUUUAAAGAAAAAAAUUAGAAAUAUGCAUAUUAAGAAACAUAUUAUAGCAAUAUGAACCUGCAUUACAUUACAUCAAAACAAACAUUCAGAUCAUUCAAAAAAUGCAUAUUGUCAUAUAUGAUGAAAUUUACAUAAUAAGUUUAGAAUUACAAUGUAUUUUGAAAAAUAUAAGAAAGAUACAUAUAAAACUUCUUAGAUAACUGUCUCAAAAAUAUCAGGAACCGGAUUCAGCACCAUCAUCAUCUCUACGAGCUGUUGAAGUAUCAGA
This is a messenger RNA of Phoenix dactylifera (date palm), 2234 nucleotides long. RefSeq lists its product as uncharacterized. The record is from RefSeq and is a predicted model, not a curated record. Gene Ontology annotation, molecular function: protein binding. Lineage: Eukaryota; Viridiplantae; Streptophyta; Magnoliopsida; Arecales; Arecaceae.